Lindgomyces ingoldianus is the source of this 1120-nucleotide messenger RNA. RefSeq lists its product as uncharacterized. Bases 173 to 937 code for a protein of 254 amino acids. Lineage: Eukaryota; Fungi; Ascomycota; Dothideomycetes; Pleosporales; Lindgomycetaceae. The transcript has 4 exons. The record is from RefSeq and is a predicted model, not a curated record.
AAUCCAUGGUGCCACACAUCUCCACACAUCUGCAGCCAAACACUAUGAUUCAGGAGAGCGUGCAAGACGAGAUGACUCACCGGACAGGCAUUCUCGCCACCCUCUUCGACAUGCAACGCCUGAAGCUGCGCCAAAAAGCAUCAGAGUUAUUCUCCCAGAAGAGCGACUUGCGAUGUUUCGACAAACCACUUGGGAGCACGGGUACUUGACCCUGGUUUCAGCACAACUCCAUUUCUCACGCCCUAUUCUAGUUGCCAACCAGUAUACCGUCACUACGUCUUGCGAGUGGGACGACUUCGUCCAGGGAGCGACCCAAGAUCUUACCGAACACUUUUGCUUUAUUAAGAAACGCCAUUCUUGGAGUCGUCUUCUCAUUAGCGAGGAACUUCUUUUCAACUUGAUGUCUUACUACUCUAUCUUUCCCUCCUUUCUUCAAACUAUCUCGUUAUUUGGAGUUCAAGUUUCAGAAGGAGAUCGACCAGUGGGUUUCUUCUUUCAGCUUCUGACUCGACUCCGCGCCCACGAUGGAGGUUUACAGAAUCUCGCCGUCAACGGCUAUGAACUCCAUUAUGUACUACGGUACGUAGAAAAACAUGGACGCGAUUUAAGCAACCCGUGGUCGAUGAGAAAAAUGGCCAUUUGCCACAAGUUCGCUAGAGAGGGGAACAUCUCCAGCUGGAUCAUCGUUCAUGGGAGUAAAACACUUCAGGAUAGGUUAACCGCACCGCGAGCUGAACCGAUUUCGAGCCUUCAUGGCUGGGAUGCUCUAGAAGCAUCUGCAGCUUCGAAUCACCUUCUAAUCUUGCUUGAUGCGCUGCGAAAUUGGGAUGACUACAUUGAAUAUCUCUCGGCGGAAUUUAAAGACACGGUAAGUCUAGCGUAUUGCCCUAAUCUAAAUAAGAAGGCUAAUACAUUUGCUCCGUACGUAGAACGAUAGGGCUCUAGUAUCCAAGAUUGUGAAAGCUAUGGACGACCAGGACCUCGAGGUUACUGUAAAAGACAUGCAAUGGCUCCAGGGAUUCAUCCAACAUUUGACUCUAGUCUACGCCAGCCUCUCACAAAACCUCAACACCAUUAACGAACUUUGUAAAUUCACCAAGGCUCAGCCACGCCGCACUCG